Pundamilia nyererei is the source of this 2701-nucleotide messenger RNA. RefSeq names its product protein phosphatase 1H-like. Lineage: Eukaryota; Metazoa; Chordata; Actinopteri; Cichliformes; Cichlidae. Bases 356 to 1936 code for a protein of 526 amino acids. The transcript has 10 exons. Gene Ontology annotation, biological process: protein dephosphorylation. Gene Ontology annotation, cellular component: mitochondrion. Gene Ontology annotation, molecular function: [pyruvate dehydrogenase (acetyl-transferring)]-phosphatase activity. The record is from RefSeq and is a predicted model, not a curated record.
UGUUUUUUUAUUUCCAGUGUGCAUCCAUGGAUGCGUCACAUGACCAUUAAUCUUUAGUGCAUUUCCGCUUUCACGGCGGCCGAGCUGUUAUCAAUUGCUUUCCAUGGAUGCGUGCAGGAUUUUAGUUGAAGCAUCUCUGCAGUUUCCACCAUCCUGUCCUCUGUGUCUCUUGUUUCCGCACUGAAUCAAUGAAAGCAUAAUCAUCCUAGGAUUGCCUCAUCCUCCUCCUCCUCGUCGUCUUCUUCGUCCAGCCCUUCGUCGAUCAAGCGCGGCCGAGCUGGGGGGGAAUCCGGGGAAAGGCAGCCGCGGCGCCCCGCACCGGCCGACGGACACCCCGCCGCGACGCGCCACUAACAUGCUCACCCGUGUAAAGUCCGCCGUGGCCGGUUUCAUGGGGGGAAUCAUGGCCGGGGGUAGCUCCGGGUCAGGCGGCAAUACCGGAUCCGAGCUGCCGCUGAAAUUCCCAUAUAUGAGACCUGAUUUCCUUGGACUGUCCCCGGAUGAGAUCGAGUGCUCUGCUGAUCACAUAGCUCGGCCCAUCCUCAUCCUCAAGGAAACCAGGAGGUUACCGUGGGCCACCGGAUACGCUGAGGUUAUUAAUGCUGGUAAGAGUGCGCUGAAUGAGGACCAGGCCUGCUGUGAGGUGGUAGUAGCAAGAAGGAGGCCAAUGAGCUACUGCCCUCCCUCCACACCCAGCAAGACCCCAACCGCCAAGAGACGCAACUCCUUGCCCAACGGAGAGGGCCUAGGGCUCCAUAUGGAGCACAGCAGACUAGGAGAGGAAAGCGAAGGACUCGUGUUUCACUACUGGGCUUUGUUCGACGGUCACGCAGGUUCAGGUGCGGCAGUUGUCGCCUCCCGCUUGCUACAACACCACAUCGCCUGCCAGCUUCAGGCCGUCAUAGAGAUUUUGCGCAACUUGGCAUCUCCACCCCCCACCGUGCUGGGCGAGGAGCCAGACUGUAAUCCCUACCUCCAGGGAAACACUCCUCACCGUGCCCUGACCCGGGCUGCUUCCCUGCGCGGGGCCACAGGUGCACCAGGCUCCCCUUGCAGCACCCCGCCUCCACCACGCUUUUUUACUGAGAAGAAGAUCCAGCACGAGAGCCUGGUGAUUGGAGCCAUAGAGAACGCCUUCAAAGAGAUGGACGCCCAGAUCGAGAGGGAGAAGCAAGUUUUUAACAUCACAGGAGGAUGCACGGCUCUCACUGUGGUUUACCUCCUAGGAAAGCUAUUUGUUGGGAACGCAGGUGACAGCAGGGCUAUCAUUAUUAGAAACAAUGAGAUCAUUCCCAUGUCGACAGAGUUCACACCAGAGUCAGAACGACAGCGACUCCAGUUCCUGGGUUUCAUGCAGCCUCACCUGUUAGGAAAUGAGUUCACGCACCUGGAGUUCCCCCGGAGAGUUCAGAGGAAGGAGGUGGGCAAGAGGAUGCUCUACAGAGACUUCACCAUGAACGGAUGGGCUUACAAGACGAUCGAGGAUGAGGAUCUCAAGUUUCCUCUUAUAUACGGUGAAGGGAAAAAGGCGCGGGUGUUGGCCACCAUCGGUGUGACCCGCGGACUCGGUGACCACGACCUCAAAGUUCAUGACUCCAACAUCUUCAUCAAGCCGUUCCUGUCCUGUUGCCCUGAGGUGAAGGUGUAUAACCUGAUGCAUUACGAACACGGAGCUGAUGAUGUGCUUGUGAUGGGAACUGAUGGCCUCUGGGAUGUCCUUUCCAACCAGGAGGUGGCUGAAGCCGUCACCACCUUUCUAGCUAACUGCGACCCUGACGACUUACACAGGUACACAAUGGCAGCACAGGAUUUGGUGAUGCGAGCACGAGGUGUUCUGAGAGACAGAGGCUGGAGGAUCACCAAUGAGCGCCUGGGCUCCGGAGACGACAUCUCAGUCUUCAUCAUACCUCUCAUGUACGGCAACCGCCAGCCCUGAGGAGCAUUCCACCGAUGCUAUGGUUCAGUGAUGAGAAAGGCCUGUAGACUCAGCAGGAUUGAUUAGUCCUGAACUCAGAGUCCCCCUUUUAGUUUUCUUAUUUAUUUGCUUCCUUAGAAGAAGGUGGCACAUUAAUUUGUUGGUGCUUCAUUUCUCUACGGGAGUUCAGGAUUGAUCAGCUCAGGGGAACUACAGUCAGCAUCGCCAUGUUAGUUUAUUAAGACUCCACAGUCGUGAAAGCUUAAACCGUAGAUAAUUUUAAGUCACUAAAUCAUGUCAUGAAUAAACAAUGUCAAGAAAUAAUUUGCCUGGCAAAACUCAAAUAAGCAAAUGCUUUUCUGAAGUGAAGAAGAGCUUUCUCGCUCUUUCCCUCCCUCCUCUUGUGCUAAACAAUUCUGGGCUCCUCCUCCUACUAUUCCCCUUUCUUUAGUUGAUCCUUCCUUCUCUUGUAGGCUAUUGUAUAUUUAACUUGUUUAUAUAUAUUUAAAAAAAAAAAAAAAGAAUACCUCCUUUGUCUUGUGAAAAUGGACCAAGCUGACAUGUCAGCUGCAUUUUCUGUUUUGCCACAGUGUGGCUUUAAAGGACUCACUUGCUGAAGAACUGUUUCAAGUUUGCCGAAGAAAUUAAAGAAGUGUCGAUAUGGGCACAGAACAAGAGGUUAUCCACAUUUCCCAAAAAGUCAUUAAAGGAUCUUAGCCUUUAUCAAUCGAAAGUUGAGACAGAAGGACUGAUGUGGUUUAUGAACAAACAAACACAUCUGCACAG